This is a messenger RNA of Trichoplusia ni (cabbage looper), 2362 nucleotides long. It is a transcript of the gene MetRS, whose product is annotated as methionine--tRNA ligase, cytoplasmic. Gene Ontology annotation, molecular function: ATP binding; methionine-tRNA ligase activity. The record is from RefSeq and is a predicted model, not a curated record. Lineage: Eukaryota; Metazoa; Arthropoda; Insecta; Lepidoptera; Noctuidae. Gene Ontology annotation, biological process: methionyl-tRNA aminoacylation. Bases 148 to 2346 code for a protein of 732 amino acids. Gene Ontology annotation, cellular component: aminoacyl-tRNA synthetase multienzyme complex; cytosol. The transcript has 18 exons.
CGAACUCCAGUUGUAUAGUAAAAGAAAGACUAUGCUAGGCUUACAAAUUCGCACAAAAUUUAGUUUUCUGCCAGCUGGGUAGGUUAUAGGUUAUGGAAAAUUGUUAUUGAUUUUAAGAUUACGUUUAAGACUGAAAAUUGUAUUAAAAUGAAGAUUUACACAAAUGAAAACAAUACUUCCACGUUAAAGCUGCUUAUUGCGGCUAAUUUAGCUGGGAAGAAAGUGGAACUUGUCAGUGCUUCGUUCGACGACGAUGUAUUCGCAGGCCCGCGCCAGCUGCCCCUGCUGGCGGUGGACGACACGCUCGCCUUCUUUUCGAGCAACGCCGCGGCGCAGUACUUGUUCCCAGUUCUUGAUCUCUCUGAUAAUGGACAGUGCCAACAGAUCCAGGAGUGGGAGGCCACACGGCUGCAGCCGGCAGUGGCCUCGGUGCUCAGCUGCAAGACAGUGUCCUCCGAUCUGCGCCAGGCGCUGCAGGCGCUGCUGGCCACGCUCGACACCAUGCUGGAGAAACACCAGUACAUAUUAGGGGACAAGUUAUCAGCGGCGGACGUGUCGGUGUACAGCAGCGUGUUCCCGCUGUGGCACAGCCCCGACCUGAAGGCGGCCUUCCUCGCGGACUGCGCGCAUCUGCUGCGCUGGAGCGACGAGCUCGCGGCCUCCAAGGCUGUGCAGGAAGCUAUAGCACAGUGGGGCGGGUCUCCGACGGGUCCGUUCGGCGCGACCUCCGCGCUCGGGAUCCCGCAGCUGCCCAGCCUGGCCACCUGCACACCAGGCGGGUCUCCAGACGAGGGCGCGGCAGUAGAGGCAGGUCCCACUCCUGAGGAGUUGGAGACCGCGCGGGACAACUGGAGCCACGGGCGGGAGAGGCUGCAGACGCCGCUGGAACACCGGGAUAUAGUUUUACCAGUGAAGGGCCGUAAGAACGUGUUGAUAACGUCAGCGCUCCCGUACGUCAACAACGUGCCUCAUCUCGGGAACAUCAUCGGAUGUGUGCUCUCCGCUGAUAUCUUCGCCAGGUACUGCCGGCUCUGCGACUACAACACGCUGUUCAUAUCCGGUACGGACGAGUACGGAACCGCCACCGAGACUAAGGCGCUAGAGGAAGGCGUGUCCCCGCGUGAGAUCUGCGACAAGUACUUCGAGAUCCACAGCGCCGUGUAUCGCUGGUUCGAUAUCGGGUUCGACUACUUCGGCAGGACCAGCACGCCGCAACAGACUGAGAUCGCCCAGCGCAUGUUCCUGAAGCUGCGCGACAACGGCUUCGUGAGCUCGCAGACCGUCGACCAGCUGCUCUGCCAGAAGUGCGACAGGUUCCUCGCCGACAGAUUCGUAGAAGGCACGUGUCCUCACCCGGGCUGCCUGUACCCGGACGCGCGCGGCGACCAGUGCGACAAGUGCGGGAAGCUCAUCAACGCGAUCGAACUCAUAUCCCCGCGGUGUAAGGUCUGCGCCACUGAGCCAGUGGUCAGGCCCAGCCAGCAGCUGUUCAUCGAGCUGGGGCAGCUGGAGCCCGCCAUCCGCAGCUGGGUGUCUGUGUCGCAGGCGGGCUGGUCGGGGCCGGCGCGGGCCGUGUGCCGCGCGUGGCUGCGGGAGCCGCUGCGGCCGCGCGCCGUCACCCGGGACCUCAAGUGGGGCGUGCCCGUGCCUGUCGCAGGGUUCACUAACAAGGUAUUCUACGUAUGGUUCGACGCGCCCAUCGGCUACCUGAGCAUCACGCAAAACGCCACCCACGAGUUCGAGAAGUGGUGGAAACCAGACAAGGAGUAUGAUGUGAAGUUAUACCAGUUCAUGGCUAAGGACAACGUUCCGUUCCACGUGGUGAUGUUCCCGGCGACCCUGAUCGGAGUCAACGAGGGCCACGUGCUCGUCAACCAUCUGUACGCGACCGAAUAUCUGAACUAUGAAGACGGAAAGUUCUCGAAAUCUCGUGGUGUUGGUGUGUUCGGGACUGACGCACAGGAGACCGGUAUCCCAUCCGACGUGUGGCGCUUCUACCUGGCGAGCAUACGUCCGGAGACCUCCGACUCCAACUUCAGCUGGGUCGAGCUGGGGACCAGGAACAACUCGGAGUUGCUGAACAACCUGGGCAACUUCUGCCACCGCUCGCUGACGUUCUGCUGCAACAUGUUCGGCGGCCGCGUGCCUGACGUCACUCUGUCUGCGGCUGAUGUGGAACUCAUAGCACUCGUCAACAGGGAGAUUGCGGCGUACGUGCAGCAGCUGUCAGGCGGGCGGCUGCGGGAGGCUCUCCGCCACGUACUGAGUGUGUCGCGGAGGGGGAACCAGCACAUGCAGGCGCAGCAACCCUGGAUGCUGCUCAAGGGGGGGGAAGAAGACAAGUAAGUGGACUGCCUACACA